AGCUUGGUAGCAACAAAAUGGCGACGACUUUAUCAACAACUGCAGCACAGCACGUCGCCAGUCUUUCGAAAGAACAAGGAAAGCAGUGUCUCCUGAAACAUUUAGGAUGGCAGCCUUUCAACCCAGAGCUGGCCAUGCGCCAAGACAUCCAUUUGGAUUUCCUACAUGAUUGCCUCAUGUUUGCUGUUGAAAAGGGCUUCUCUUGGGACCAGGUGUGUGUUGCUGUGGAAUUCUCCGAGCAACUCUUACAGGAAUCAAUAGGUAAAAGUCUUCCAGAUACUUUGGAAUUAUUCAAACAGAAAUCAGAAGAUUUGGGAUUUGUUCUAGCUUCAAGAAAUUACAAAGUUUAUGCAGAGUAUGUGUUUUUAACAUUCAUGAGGCAUUACAGACUAUUCCAAUUUGUAUUUACACAUGAUCGUGAAAGUGAGGUACCCAAUGUCCAGUUAGAGAUUCAUACUCCCCCAUCAUCAUGUUCAGAAGCCUUAAAGACAGCAAAAGAGAAACGCAUCUGGGAAUAUAACCAGAAAUAUGAGGCAGUAGAACAGAAGGAGAGGGAUUGUGCUGAACAGAGGGUCGCCAAACGAGAGAAACAAGCCGCAGAAGCCAUUCAACAGAAGGAACAGAUCAUAAAGACAGUCACAGAUACUCAGCAACAACAGCCGUUAAAUAAAGAAAAAGUAGGGGAGAUAAUUCGAGAGGUGUUACAAGCACACACCAGUGCUAUGGUGGAAAAGAUUAAAGGCAACGUUACAGACAUGAAGGAGAGUCUGGAGCUUAAACUGGAGAAGACAAGCAUCCCUCGCCCCCCUAACAUGGGCCAGCCUCCGAGAUUCAACACGAAGCCGAAGACACCAACAGUGACUCCAGUGAGGAAACCUAAAAGUCCUAAGGAAGACGGCAAGAAGUCAACAGGGUCAAGUAGGAGCCGGAGUAGCGCCUCCAAGUCCUGAUGGAUCAGACACUGUCUUCCUCCAACAGACAAAAUACUUGUUGUGUGGUCUAAACUUUCUGUGAUAAACAUUGCAAUACGGACUUCAUUAUUUUGUAAAAAAAACACCUGUAUGAGAAAAUUUGAUUGGUUGAGUUUAAUAAUAUUUCAGUUAUUGAAACAUUUUCUUGUUACUUGUUUUCAAAAUUGUCAUUGUUUUUAAAGGCUUGUGCUUUAAAGGACCAAUCACAUAUUAAUUUCAGGUUCUGGCAAGCUGGAUUGAAUUUCAAAAGGAAUGUUCCCCAAAGGUUGUUUUGACUACUAAUUUCAAUUAAGUGAUUCAACCUCACUGGAGACGAUCCUUUCUAUGAGCUCUUUAAUUCUCAUCAAUUUGUUCAGCAUGUCUCUGAGGGCAAUAGUCUAAAAUAUCUUUGACUAGAGAUGUUCCUUGUUUUGCUGCAAUACAGAUACAAUGUUGCUGUGAUGUGUUUAUACUGGUAAUAUAUUUAUUUUUAUGAAAUUGUUAGCAAUGCAUCUUAAACACAUCAAUAUUUAAAGUAGAGUUGGAAGUGAAAUUGAUGUGGUUUUAAAAUAUUUUGCAAUUCUUCAAUAAGUACAAACUGAAAGUAUAAAUAUUACAGUUAACCUGACAAAGCUAACUGGAAAUCUACACAAGGUUUCACAUUUACUUGAUUAUGAAUAAGGACAAUUACUGUAGAGAGCGUUUUAAAACAUUCGUGUUUUCUGAAAUUCAAGAAAAAAUUAUGACUGUUUUUUAUGGAAGAGUGAUAAUGGAUGUGAUCUGAGGUAAAGUGUGGUGAGAUUUCAAACGUGACAGUAAACAUACUGUUACACAUUGUUAAACAAUUUAACAUUCUGGUACACAUUGUAAAACUACUUUAUGUGAUAACUUUAUGUGUUUCUGAUAUUAUAUAGUAACAGUUGUAAAGUUGUGUUAAAAUUAAAAAGAUCUAUUUAUUUCCUAUAACUGAAAUAGAUCUACCACUUUGUAUACAUACACCUACUGCUGUUUUGUAUGCACAAAAUGAAAUAGAUCUCCUUCUUUGUGUGUACUGCAAAUGAAAUAAACCCUACUGUUUUAAGUGUAUGUACUGCAAAUGAAAUAGACCUACUGUUUUGCAUGUACUACUUAAUAAAAUAGAUCUACCACAU
Molecule: messenger RNA, 2101 nt
Organism: Mizuhopecten yessoensis (Yesso scallop)
Lineage: Eukaryota; Metazoa; Mollusca; Bivalvia; Pectinida; Pectinidae
Exons: 5
Coding region: 18-950 (310 amino acids)
Source: RefSeq, a predicted model, not a curated record